AUGGGUUCCGAACCUCCUGACCCCGGUCCCAACAACUCCAACCCUAACUUCCCCCCUCUGGAAUCGCCCUUCUCCCCGACCGAGUCAACGGGCCUUUUUGACACGGACGAGGAGUACGUGGACUACCUGCACGACCUCAUGCAGCGCGUGGUCAUGCCCAACGCUCACGAGUGGUUCCUGAUCUCCGUCUACGCCAUCGUCUUUGUCACGGGGCUAGUGGGCAAUCUCCUGGUCUGCUUCGCCGUGCUCAAGAACGAGCACAUGCGCACCGUGACAAACUACUACAUUGUGAACAUGGCGGUGGCCGACGUGCUGGUCGUGCUGCUGUGCCUGCCGCCCAACGUCAUCGUGGACACCACCGAGACUUGGUUCUUCGGCGCAAUGGCCUGCCACAUACUGCCCUACUUUCAGGAAGUGUCCCUGAGUGUUUCCGUGUACACUCUGGCGGCCAUAGCCGUGGACAGGUACCUGGCCAUAUGCAGGCCACUCAAGUUCCACAUCCGGGCCUCUCGCACCCUGUUCAUCGUGGCCGCCAUCUGGAUCCUUUCCUUCGCCAUUAUGGCCCCUCAGGCCGUGUUCUACGGCUUGGAGACGCACCUGGCUGGCGAGAUUAUCGGCAAACCCGUGUGGAUGACCCAAUGCCUCGAGAAAGGUUGGAGUGGGACAACGUGGCAAAGAAUCUACCACAUCGCCAAAGUGAUCGUGACGUACAUCUUUCCCCUGGUGCUCAUGGGCGUGGCCUAUGCCCUAGUUUGUCGUCGGCUCUGGUCUGGUAUCCCGACGGACGAAACCCAGAGACACGAAGCGGGAGGGCGAUCAGCUGGACACAGCAAGCCAACCGUCAUAAACAAGUCGACGGAAACGCAGCUGGAGUCAAGACGCAAAGUUGCCCGGAUGUUGAUCGUUGUGGUGGUCAUGUUCGCUAUCUGCAACCUCCCCACCCAUGUACUCAAUCUGAUCAGGCACAUGGAGGGCUUUAAGCCGAAAGGCGACAUGGACCCGCACGACAACGGCGGCGAUGGGCUACUGGUGGCGUUCGUGAUCGCCCACUUCAUGACGUACUUCAACAACGCCAUCAACCCGAUCAUAUACAACUUUCUGAGUGCUCGCUUCCGGAAGGAGUUUCAGCGGGCGUUCUCAUGCUGUCCCUGCGUGAGCGUGCCGGAUCGACGCAAGCGGCCCGGCAGCGCGUCCUACCAUCGGUGUCGGGACUUCACCGCGCGCAGCGGCAACAACGGGGUCAGCCAGACCGACUACCGGUCACACGACCACAGCACCGAGUACCUGCAGCUGUCCAAACUCGGCAAGAUGAAUGGGGCUAAUAACAACUCCACCCUGGCAGUCAAAAGUGGCGUACCAACCGUCUGAUAAGUCUCGGGGGAAAAAUCAAUAUCCAAUAAAGAGCUUCACAGUUCCCUUACAAUCACAGUGGACAGGUUCUUAUAGUUAAAUUUAGUAACAAUGAAAAUACACAUACAAACAUGACCUGUGCACUGUGGGGGCGCUCUGUGCAUGCUGUCUGUUGCAGUCAGUGUUGUAUUAUAAAUUGGGUCCCAUUUGCAACAGGGACACAUGCAGACUGGGACCUCGGGUGCCGAAAAACAUGCAAAA
This is a messenger RNA of Patiria miniata (bat star), 1611 nucleotides long. Its product is annotated as orexin receptor type 2-like. The record is from RefSeq and is a predicted model, not a curated record. Gene Ontology annotation, cellular component: membrane. Gene Ontology annotation, molecular function: orexin receptor activity. The transcript has 6 exons. Gene Ontology annotation, biological process: G protein-coupled receptor signaling pathway; feeding behavior. Bases 1 to 1368 code for a protein of 455 amino acids. Lineage: Eukaryota; Metazoa; Echinodermata; Asteroidea; Valvatida; Asterinidae.